Molecule: messenger RNA, 1815 nt
Organism: Jatropha curcas
Lineage: Eukaryota; Viridiplantae; Streptophyta; Magnoliopsida; Malpighiales; Euphorbiaceae
Product: cytochrome P450 89A2
Cellular component (GO): membrane
Molecular function (GO): heme binding; oxidoreductase activity, acting on paired donors, with incorporation or reduction of molecular oxygen, NAD(P)H as one donor, and incorporation of one atom of oxygen; iron ion binding
Source: RefSeq, a predicted model, not a curated record
AUUAAACUUAAAUAUUCAGACCAAAUACAUUGCACUGAAAAUUCUUUUUUAUUUAAAUAAUAAAUUAAUAAAUGUAGUUCCCUAUAUAAGUAUUGCUUAACCGUAAUGAAUUUCCAAUUUCAAUCAAACACCUGCGAAAAAUGGAAACUUGGUUUUUCGUGAUCAUCACUAUCUCCAUCUCUGCUCUGCUAAAAGCCAUUUUCGAGGUUUUCUUUCCUCGCAUCAAGUCCGCCAGCCUUCCUCCAGGUCCCGUCAACUUCCCGAUCAUCGGUAACAUUUUAUGGCUUCGUUCCAUAGCCGCACUCGAGCCCAUCAUUCGCUCUCUCCACAACAAGCUUGGUCCUAUCAUCACUCUGCACAUCGGUUCUCGCCCCGCCAUCUUUAUCGCCGAUCGCUCUCUUGCCUACCAAGCCUUAAUCCAAAACGGUGCUGUUUUUGCCGACCGCCCAAAAGCUGAUGCUAUAAGACAAGUUGUUACUUCUAAUCAACAUAAUAUCAGCUCCUCAUUUUAUGGCCCUACCUGGCGGCUCCUCCGCCGAAACCUGACAUCAGAAAUCCUUCAUCCUUCUCGAGUUAAGACAUACUCUCAUGCUCGCAAGUGGGUUUUGCAAAUCCUCCUUAAUAGAUUUGGGUCGCAAUCGAACUUUGGAAAAUUACCCCUUCGCGUUGUGGAUAAUUUUCAUUUCGCAAUGUUUUGUCUUUUGGUGCUUAUGUGUUUUGGAGACAAACUCGACGAGAAACAAAUUGAAGAAAUUGCGAGAGUAGAGCGUGCCUCGAUUCUGAAUACUCGUAAAUUUGCUAUACUCAAUUUUUGGCCAAGAUUGACGAAGAUUUUGUUCCGUAAACGUUGGUCGGAGUUCUUGCAGCUUGAAAAGGACAGAGCAGAUGUAUUAAUUCCACUGAUCAGAGCUAGAAAGAGGGCGAAUGAAGAGAGACAAAGGCAAUCUAACAAUAAACAAGAAGGUCAGUAUAUGUUGUCUUAUGUUGAUACGUUGUUAGAUCUGCAACUUCCUGAUGAGAAAAGAAAGCUCAGUGAGAAAGAAAUAGUCACUUUAUGCAAUGAAUUUCUUAAUGCCGGAACUGACACUACAUCCACGGCUUUGCAAUGGAUAAUGGCGAAUUUGGUGAAGUAUCCACGUAUUCAAGAGAAGCUCUUUAUGGAAAUUAAAGGAGUUGUUGGAAAUGAAGAGGAAGAAGUAAAAGAAGAUGAUUUGCAGAAGAUGCCAUACUUGAAAGCUGUAAUUUUAGAAGGGUUAAGAAGACAUCCACCAGCACAUUUUGUGUUGCCACAUGCAGUGAGUAAAGAUGUGAUUUUGGAUAAAUAUUUAGUACCUAAGAAUGGAACCGUAAAUUUCAUGGUUGCAGAUAUGGGAUGGGAUCCAAAAGUUUGGGAAGACCCCAUGUCUUUUAAACCUGAGAGAUUCGUUGGCACUGGUGAAACUGGCGAUGAUGUGAUUGAUAUAACAGGAAGCAGAGAGAUCAAAAUGAUGCCAUUUGGGAUAGGAAGGAGAAUUUGUCCUGGCUAUGGCUUGGCAAUGCUUCAUUUGGAGUAUUUUGUGGCUAAUUUGGUUUGGAAUUUUGAAUGGAAAACAGUGGAUGGGGAUGAUGUUGAUUUAACUGAGAAGCAAGAGUUUACAGUAGUUAUGAAAAACCCAUUGCAGGCUCGCAUAAUUCCCAGGUGCAAAAUUUAAUUCGUCUUCUCUGAUGAAUACUGUAGUUAUGUAAUAUUAUGUUAUGAAAUUCCCAUGGAAUUGUUAAUUUUUGCUUGUUAAUACCAAGUGCACUUGAUUGCUUAAUGAGUAUUUCCCUCAACAA